CCAUUUAUUAAAACAAAAAGACUAACAAAAUUAACUGUUUCUCCAUUUGUCAUUCAGCAUCUAGCCAAGCACCAGCCUCAGCUAACUAGUACAAUGGCAUCAGUUGCUAUGGAUAUGCUAAAAGCUGCAUCAGAUUGGCUUACUUUUGCUUUUGAUGCUCCUUUUGCAAGAGCAGUUGUCUUUGGAGUGAACAUUGGAGGUCAUCUAUUUGUGGAGGGUCUUCUCGUUGUGGUCAUUAUUUUCCUUCUUUCGCAGAAGAGUUAUAAACCACCUAAAAGACCAUUGACAAAGAAGGAAAUUGAUGAGCUAUGUGAUGAGUGGGCUCCUGAACCUCUAAUUCCUAAAAUCACAGAUGAUAUGAAAUAUGAACCUCCUGCAUUGGAGAGUGCUGCAGGACCACAUACAUUAAUUAAUGGGACAGAAGUUAUCAAUUUUGCCUCAGCAAAUUACCUUGGAUUAGUCGGACAUGGGAAAUUACUUGAAGCUUGUACAAGAUCAUUGGAGAAAUAUGGUGUCGGUUCUUGCGGUCCUCGUGGAUUUUAUGGAACAAUAGAUGUCCACCUUGAUUGUGAGGCCAGAAUAGCAAAGUUUUUGGGUACUCCAGAUUCUAUACUUUACUCUUAUGGGCUUUCCACCAUGUUCAGUGCAAUCCCAGCAUUUUGCAAAAAGGGAGAUGUUAUUGUUGCGGAUGAGGGAGUGCACUGGGCAAUUCAAAAUGGCCUUCAGCUUUCCAGAAGUACAGUAGUAUAUUUCAAGCACAAUGACAUGGAAUCCUUAAGAAAUAUGCUAGAGAAGGUCACCCAGGAGAACAAGCGUGCAAAGAAGCUGAGGCGCUAUAUUGUGGUAGAAGCGGUGUAUCAGAAUUCUGGACAAAUUGCUCCCUUAGAUGAAAUCGUUAGACUCAAGGAAAAGUAUCGAUUCCGUGUUUUACUGGAUGAGAGCAAUUCAUUGGGUGUUCUUGGCAGUACCGGCAGAGGUUUAACUGAGUACUGCAAAGUUCCGGUUGACAAGAUUGAUAUCAUAACGGCGGCUAUGGGGCAUGCAUUGGCUACAGAGGGAGGAGUAUGCACUGGGAAUGCAAGAGUGAUUGACCACCAACGGCUUAGCAGUUCUGGCUAUGUCUUUUCUGCUUCUUUGCCCCCUUACCUAGCAACUGCAGCAAUCACAGCAAUUGAUAUCCUGGAAAAAAAUCCUGAUCUUAUCACAAAACUGAAGAAAAAUGUUGGCACACUAUGGAAAGGGUUAUCUGGUAUUCAAGGGCUUGAGAUAGCAAGUGAUCCGGCAUCACCAAUUGUUUUUCUCCAAUUAAAAAAGUCAACAGGUUCCUCGAAAGGUGACCUUCAGGUGCUUGAAGAGAUAGCUCACCAUGUACUGAAGGAAGACACUGUUUUCGUUGCUACUUCAAGAAGAUCAACUCUUGACAAAUGCAAAUUGCCUGUGGGCAUUAGAUUAUUUGUCUCUGCUGCUCAUACCGAAGACGACCUAAUGAAAGCAGGUGAAUCACUGAAGAGAGUUGCAGCUCUGGCUUUAAAUGGUCAUGAUUAGAUGUUGCAAACUUGGAAGUCUGCCAUGGUUUUUUCAAUUGGAGCACGGAUUUCAGAUCUGGUGAUGGACCUUCAAUUCAGUGAUCUUCUCAUGCAAGCAGAAAUGGCAAGAAGACUGCAAGUUUAUUUGAAGACAGGUGCACGAGUAUUUUGAAGCUGUUGUUGGUUUUAAUCCUUUUAUCCGAGUUCAGUAGGACUGCUAAAAUGGUACAAUUUUGACUGAUGCAAGCUAUUUAGAUCUUUGUAGUGGAAUAUGAUUCCUUUUAUUCUCCCUGAGCACCAGAAAGGGGAUAACAGAAGAACCGUAGUCCUCAAUUGAAUGUAGAUAUUCAUGUUUAAGUUAAACGUCACUAACCUCUAUUUCCUGGA
Molecule: messenger RNA, 1913 nt
Organism: Coffea arabica (coffee)
Lineage: Eukaryota; Viridiplantae; Streptophyta; Magnoliopsida; Gentianales; Rubiaceae
Product: long chain base biosynthesis protein 1
Biological process (GO): ceramide biosynthetic process; sphingosine biosynthetic process
Cellular component (GO): endoplasmic reticulum
Molecular function (GO): pyridoxal phosphate binding; serine C-palmitoyltransferase activity
Source: RefSeq, a predicted model, not a curated record